CCACCUUUCAGACGACGGACGGACGACGGGUUGUGUUUUCACGAACAAGUGUUUUAGGGACCGAAAAAUGUCAUUCGGAAAUCAUGAUCUCAAAGAAUUAAUUCAAGUUUACAUGUAAUAUAAAACGUAAUGAAGCUCAAUUAGACUAAGUACUUCAAUUUUAGAAGGCUGACUUACACGACGCAGGGCAGAAUGUCUCAUCGAAAAGACAUCAAACCAAGAUUUGGAGAUGUCAGUAUUUAUGACUACGCCAAUGCUCAUGUGGCCGGCAGAAGGGGGCGUCUUUCAAAAUCCGUGGCGACACCCAUUUCAGCAGUUGAGAAUUUAGCCAAGGGUGGUAGAGAAGAUGGCUUACGAUGGGAGCAACGCCAGCAAUGCUUGGAGGAGGGGGACGCAGUGGAAGACUUCGAUCUGAAAGCUAGGACAAGAGCCUUAGAAUCUGAUAAUGAUUCUUCAAAGCCAUUUCUUAUUUUGCCCAUGGACAUUUGGUUUGCUAUUGGCGAGCACAUUCUACCUGAAGGUGUUAAAGAUUUUGCUUCAAUCUGCCGAAGCACCCAAAAAGUUACCAAUAGUGCUAGAUUUUGGUUUGGACUGUACAGGAGGUACUACAAACCAUCAAAUCUGCAACUUUUACCAGCACGACUGAAGCCUGAAAAUAUGACAAUACGUGGUCUAAAAGCCUGUGUCAUUAGAUCAUUAUUUUUUAUUUACCCCCCAUUUGUAGAGAGACUAAAACCAAGAGUUGGGAGAGAAUGUGACCUACAACCAAUUCUUCGUAGAAAGUGUAUUAAUACCUGGUACACAAAUAAUGGAAAAGUUUGGACAUACUGGUUUAAGUUGAAACAAAUUAAUGUACGCAAAGGGAGAUGGCAAUCCUUGUUUAGUUUAGAUAAUAAGAAAUUGCUAGAAAUGGAACAAGAUAUGGCAACUAAUGAUGAAAAAUAUUCUAAAGUUCUUCAGGUAUCCAGUCCACAAUACCUCCCUCUACCAGCCGUUCAUGGGCUAACUUUAAAAAGAGCACUUAUUACGGUAUCACAAGAUAUGAUGGCCAACAAACUAACUCUUGCUUUUGACAGUCAAGAUAUAGUUGUAGAUCCGGCAACUAGUAUACAGGUUCUUGAUUGGUGGCAUCCACUAUACCCUCAUGCAGCUCACCAAGAGGGAAGAAAAAGUUUAAGUUCUUUGAUUUGUGACAAAGACAGCAAUGAGUUUUCAGGAGUAAUAAUAGACCACUGGUAUGAUGUAUAAGCAAGGGAGCAGCAUGCCCUUACUUUUGUCUUUAAUGUACUAAGAAUAUCUAUAACUAUUAAUUAUUACCUUUGUGUAAUAAGAUUGUGAUAGUAAAUGGAUUGUUCAUGUAACUUAUGUGAUGUGUCAAACUUAGACACACUGUGAUAAUUCUUAAUCUGACUCUGCAUGCAAAAUUUUGCUUCUACUUGUAUGUAGUAUGUACAUUCAUACACAAAGUGAAAAAAGAGAGAGGUUUCAACAAAUAAUUUAAAAUAUGUAAACAGGGUAUUUACCAUACUUUGUGUUCAUUAGUGCUAUGUUUGCUGGCAGCACCCAAGUGUACAUCUGUUCAAGGAAAUUGCAUUUUAAAAAAGUUAAUAAUGAACCUGCCAAAGAAACACUUGGUGUGAGAAUGGGCUUAAAAAUCGGCUAUUUAAUGUUGAGGUUUUUCAAUUUUUCAAGAAUUUGUUUCAUUAAGUUAUGUUUAAAACUAUUAUAUGAUACUUGUUAUUGCAUAUAUAUAAUUAUGUUGUAUAUACUGAACUUAAAUGUCAUUGCCUGUGAUUAUCAACCUGUUACUGGGUUAUUUAAUGGGCCCUUUCUGCCUGUCUACAUUUUCUUAAAGUAAACAGAUUUUUCAGUUGUUUUACACUGAAAGAAUGAUACUGUUCCACCAACUCUGAUGUGCCGAAACCUAAAAUUGUUUGGACAGUAAAAAACUGAUUUGGAUUUCUUUGCUGAUCCCUUAAUUUACAUGUUGUGUGACCAUAUUUUUGUAGUCCACUGUACCUGUUGAUUUUGGUGACAGGAGAAAAACAUCAGAAAUAAAUUACACUGAUAUAUUAAAA
Molecule: messenger RNA, 2078 nt
Organism: Frankliniella occidentalis (western flower thrips)
Lineage: Eukaryota; Metazoa; Arthropoda; Insecta; Thysanoptera; Thripidae
Gene: fsd
Product: transmembrane protein 183
Exons: 7
Coding region: 193-1248 (351 amino acids)
Biological process (GO): regulation of protein stability
Cellular component (GO): SCF ubiquitin ligase complex
Source: RefSeq, a predicted model, not a curated record